AUGGAACACCGCAAACGCGCGGCCCGAGCAUGCGACGAGUGCCGAAGGCUGAAGGAGAAAGACAGAGCUGGGAGAUCUGAAUUUUCAGAAUUGAUCGAGCGCUCCAGGUAUAUGGAGCGUAUUCUAAAGCGUACGAUAGAAGGGAUCUCUUUCGAUACGAAGAGUCUGGGAAAAUUGGCAGAAGCGCUUGACGCCGAUUACCAUGCUAAAGGCGCAAUUUCCUCCGACCCUAAAGAUGUUGAGGGAUUGGGUAUAGACGAUGAGGCGUGCACAAUGGAACCAGUUGGUGAUACCACAACCCACUUUUCCGGGGAAUUCUCAUAUUGGAAUUUCUCCAUGCGCAUUAAAAGUCACAUACAAAGCCAAAUAAAGGAGCCGGAUACCCGAGAUCCUGAUCAUGCCUCGAACUUUCCACGCGCCCAUCACUUACGCCCCUCAAAUAAUCACCUAUCGGCGGCAAUCGCAUCUUUCCCUCCUCCAUACAUUGCAAAUUUUUUGGUGAAACUAUUCUUCAAGUACUCAGAGACCCAUUACUUUUUAGUGCAGGAAUCAUGGGUCCUUUCAAAAGUCGACCUAUUAUACAAUAACCCCGACUGCUUUUCCCACAAAGGAGCAGAAGUCACCGUUGCCAUUGUUUUGUCGGUCUUUGCUAUUGGAACACAAUACGCCCAUCUUGAAUCCCUUGGGCAAGCUUCGACGAGCGCGUCGGGAUCAACAUUUUCAGAGGAUGAUGUUGGCGCUACGUUCUAUCAACACGCUAUCCGCCUACUACCUGAGAUCAUUGAGAUCGCCUCACUCGAAAGUGUACAGGCUUGCUUACUUUUUGGCUAUUAUGCGCUGCCUGUUGAUGCGUCUGGAUUAGGAUUCAUAUAUAUCAACCUUGCCAUGCGCCUUGGAAUGCAGAAUGGUAUGCAUCGGAAAUGCAAAAACGAUGCAUUUACCCGCUCCAUGGUUGAAACUCGCAAUCGGGUUUGGUGGACGGCGAAGAUAUCUAUCUUUCACGGUCGACCUCUUUCGGUACUUCGGUCGGAUGUGGAUGCAAAUAUUCCUCUCUAUCAAGCAAUUUUCCAGCCACAAGACUACCCAGAAAGCAUCACUCGAGCAGAGAUCUCAAUUCAGCUAGUUCAUUUCCUUGAAGACACCUUCCAUGAGAUCAACCUCCUGCGAAAUUGCCAAAAACAAGAGAUAUCCAAGAUUGUCUCCCGCUUGCUAACAACAAAAAGCGCUCUGAUGAAUUGGUGGGACUCUCUCCCAAAUGAUGUCGUGACCGUACGAGCCCAGCAACCCGAACAUAUUCGCUCCGCGAUGCACCUAAAACUAGAAUACUGUCUGGUGCGAAUGUUCGUCGGCAGACCAUUCCUCCUCAAACAAGAAAACCCACACUCCAACACAAGCUCACCAGCCCAUUCCGACGCAAUCGAGAAUCAGCCCCGGUCAACCGAUGGUGGAUCCCAGAAAUCCAUAACAGGUCGAAAUGACCUGAUCCAUGACUGUAUCCAAGCAGCCACCGAAGCACUGGAUAUCUGUCAAAUAUUGCGAGAUAGCGGGCUAGGCCUUGCACGAGCCUCGUAUAUCGAGUACAGUUCGUGCCGGGCCUCACUGCUCGUGUUAAUCGCCUACUCGAUCCAGAAUUUCUCCGAACAAUUCCGCAAGUCGUUAUAUGAAGGCUUGGAUAUGAUCCGGGAAAUGUCUGCUGCUGGCGAAUCUGCUCGGUCGGAGGUGUCGUUGAUCGAGUCGCUGGAACGUGCUCUUGCUCGGCUGCAUACUGGAGCGCAAAAUGCGCGUCAGGGCGAAAGCCAGCAGAAUACAAUGUCUGAUUACGAGGCUUUCAAGAACUGGGGAGCACAUUUGGCAGAGAAAGGAAAACCGGGUUACUCUGGGUCAGCACCAGACCCUUCUCCUAGUCACGUUUCAACGGCGGCUUUACAAAUUGGUGAUAUUACUGGCUUUAGUAACCACCAGGACUGCAUGCCUGAACCUGACAAUGACCUGUUCAAUGCCUUUGAUCCUAUGAUUCAAAUGUCUAUAUUCGGCACCGAGAAUCUAUCACCGUCGGUUGGAUGGCCGACCUACACCGAGGCGCAAGUGUUAGAGCAUUUUCUAACAAACCCACACUAUGGAGCAGGGUGA
This is a messenger RNA of Penicillium arizonense, 2130 nucleotides long. Its product is annotated as fungal specific transcription factor domain-containing protein. The coding region runs from base 1 to 2130 and encodes 709 amino acids. NCBI's taxonomy places the organism in Eukaryota, Fungi, Ascomycota, Eurotiomycetes, Eurotiales, Aspergillaceae. The transcript has 7 exons. The record is from RefSeq and is a predicted model, not a curated record. Gene Ontology annotation, molecular function: DNA binding; zinc ion binding. Gene Ontology annotation, biological process: DNA-templated transcription.